AUUCUUUAUAUUAUUUUAUUAAUUAUUAAUUAAUUUAAAUAUUGAAACUUAAAGUUAAGUGACAAAACACUAGAAACUAACUGUUGACAAAGUUUAAAUUAAAAAAAAAGUAAUACAAUUAUUUUGUACUUUUGUAAUAUUGUUCCGAUUCCGGUAUUUCUCUAUUUCAGUAGGUACCAAGCUAUAAUGAAUCAUAAGAGUAGUGUUUGAAAUACAGUUUAAUUUUUUUUAACAAAUCUCCAUUUUUGUCCUUACAUUACACACUAUUAAAAAUGGAAUCUACCAGAACAAAUAAUAUUCCAGAAAAUGCCGAAAGCAAAAUCCAAACCGCUGAAAACAAAAUCAAACCACAACAGCGAUCGGCGGAAAAAGAAAAACUUGUUCUAGAACUAACAGAUAUGGGCUUUUCCAAAUCACUAGUGAUACAAAUUGUAGAUAAUGCUGGUGAUGUACCUAAAAACUUAAUUGUGGAACAACUGUUGACUACAAGUUCAGAACCUAGUGUAAAUAUACCUGUGGUAGAUGAUGACGGGGAUAAAUUAUGGGAAGAUGUUACUGUUGCUAAUAAAAUGGUUAUCGUUAUAAACAGUGGCUUGAACAUGAGUAUUGGGAAAACUGCAUCACAAGCUGCACAUGCCGCAUUGGGCUUGUAUGAAGUGAUGAAAGAACGUGAAGAUCUAAGUUAUGAUUUAAUUACAUGGAAUGAACAAGGAAGUCGAAAAAUCGUUGUUGCAGCAAAGAACACUAAUGAACUUAUUAAGGUGUGUUCGGAAGGAAAAAUACAAAAAGUCCCAUUUUUCUGUGUCCACGACGCGGGUCUGACUGAAGUGGAACCUAACUCAUUCACUGCAUUGGCUUUUUUUGGAUCUGAUCAAGAACUCAAGCCUGUAACCGGAAAACUUAGAUUACUAAAAUGAAUAAAAUAUUAUGUUUGUUUUGGAGAACA
Molecule: messenger RNA, 946 nt
Organism: Acyrthosiphon pisum (pea aphid)
Lineage: Eukaryota; Metazoa; Arthropoda; Insecta; Hemiptera; Aphididae
Product: peptidyl-tRNA hydrolase-like
Cellular component (GO): cytosol
Molecular function (GO): peptidyl-tRNA hydrolase activity
Source: RefSeq, marked provisional